UAGAGACUGGAAUUGGCGCCAAAAUAUCAACUGCUUGUAGGCCUUGGAGAAAGAGCGGGAGUAUUAGAAAUAAGCAAUCAUGGACCUCUCCCAAUUUGAAAGGAAUAAUUUAGAUCCAUGCGUUGUGGAAUCAGCUGUACCGGAAUGCACAAAAUCAAAACCAUGUUGUAUGGGCAUUGACGAGGCUGGAAGAGGUCCAGUCUUAGGCCCUUUGGUGUAUGGGAUUUGCUACUGCCCACUGGACGAGGAUCAAAGACUUGCAGAGUUAGGAUUUGCAGAUUCAAAAACACUGUCUGAAGAAGCAAGGGAAGAAUUAUUCAAAAAAAUUGAUGAAAAUAAGGACUUCAUUGGCUGGAUGAUAGAUAUCAUUUCACCAACAUUCAUAUCAAACAAUAUGCUUCAGAGAACAAAAUAUAGCUUAAAUGCCAUUUCACAUGAUUCUGCUAUUGCAUUGGUGAAAAGAGCACUUGAGAAGGGUGUGAAUGUGAAAGAGCUUUAUGUUGACACGGUUGGUGAUGCAAAGAAAUAUGAAGCUAAGUUGAGUGAAAUAUUUCCAAGCAUUCAAGUUACAGUCACACCAAAAGCUGAUGCCAAGUUUCCCAUUGUUAGUGCUGCCAGUAUAUGUGCCAAGGUUGCAAGGGACAAAGCCCUAAAGACCUAGAAAUUUUUAGAGAAAGAAAUGAAUGAAGAUUAUGGAUCAGGAUACCCAAGUGACCCUCAAACAAAGAAAUGGUUGGCCAGUGUUCUCGACCCUGUAUUCGGUUAUCCACAAUUUGUUAGAUUCAGUUGGUCAACUACUAGUAAUAUACUGGAGAGUAAAGCAUUUAGUGUCGAGUGGGAAGAUGACGAGGAAGUUGAUGAAAGUACCAAAAACAUGGCUCCUAUUACCUCGUUCUUCUCACAGAAGAACAAACCAAAGGAGAUUCAGCGACACCGAUUCUUUAAAGAAAGACAAAUUGAACAAGUUGCAGAUUUGUAGAACAUAAUCCAUUUACUGAACAGAAUUGCAAUAUGGUCGUGUAUAAAUUGCUAGAGUGAAUAUUUAAUGAUUCUUUUUAAAAUACAUCCAUCCAUGCUGUAA
This is a messenger RNA of Rhopilema esculentum, 1081 nucleotides long. RefSeq names its product ribonuclease H2 subunit A-like. Gene Ontology annotation, cellular component: ribonuclease H2 complex. Gene Ontology annotation, biological process: mismatch repair; DNA replication, removal of RNA primer. Gene Ontology annotation, molecular function: RNA binding; RNA-DNA hybrid ribonuclease activity. NCBI's taxonomy places the organism in Eukaryota, Metazoa, Cnidaria, Scyphozoa, Rhizostomeae, Rhizostomatidae. The record is from RefSeq and is a predicted model, not a curated record.